Molecule: messenger RNA, 816 nt
Organism: Aspergillus aculeatus ATCC 16872
Lineage: Eukaryota; Fungi; Ascomycota; Eurotiomycetes; Eurotiales; Aspergillaceae
Product: putative short chain dehydrogenase
Exons: 2
Coding region: 1-816 (271 amino acids)
Source: RefSeq, a predicted model, not a curated record
AUGGCAUCCACCGUCGUCUUCAUCACCGGCGCUAACACCGGCAUCGGCUUCCAGAUCGUCCGCGCACUCAGCGACUCCCCCCGGAGCUACCACAUCCUCGUCGGCGCCCGCUCGGCCACCAAAGCCCACGACGCCAUUCAAGCCAUUCAGACGGAAUUUCCCAACUCGUCCAGCACACUCACUCCGAUCAUCAUUGACAUUGAAGACGACGCAUCCAUUCAACAGGCCUACGAAGAGAUCUCGUCAACCCACGGUCGGGUAGACGUUCUAAUCAACAAUGCAGGCGCAUCCUUUGAAUCCCCAGCCACACGCGGUGACCUGACAUCAGAACGCGACCUCUGGAACAAAACCUGGAGCGUCAACACGACCAGCACGCAGAUCGUGACCUCGAAAUUCAUCCCACUGCUACUCCAAAGCGACGACCCCCGCUUACUCUUCAUCACCUCGGGGACCGCCACGCUCGCCGGAACCGAGAACCUGGCGAUCGCCGUCAACCGGGCCCCGACCGCGACCGGGUGGCCGAAACCCCCCUCCGGGCCCGGGGCGGGCGGCGUGCCGGCCUACCGCAGCGCCAAGACCGGCCUCAACAUGCUGAUGCGCGAGUGGCAUCGCAUCCUGCAGCCGGAUGGGGUCAAGGUCUUCGCCAUCUCGCCGGGGUAUCUUGCCACGGGGCUGGGGGGCAGUCCCGCGCAGAUGAGGGCGAUGGGUGCCGGGGAUCCGGCGGUGGCGGGCCCGUUCAUUCGGGCGGUGGUGGAGGGGGAGCGCGAUGGGGAUGUGGGGAGGGUGUUGACCAGGGAUGGCAUUCAGGAGUGGUGA